Mycena citricolor is the source of this 947-nucleotide messenger RNA. Lineage: Eukaryota; Fungi; Basidiomycota; Agaricomycetes; Agaricales; Mycenaceae. The record is from the annotation of a GenBank genome assembly.
CGGGACGGUGAGAGAUACCGGGGACAUGAACGAGCUCGAAAUGGAAGCAUUCCUUUAAUGUACCGGCUCUGAACAAACCAUACAGCUCGAGCUUGGGCUGCGAAAACCGGGAUUCGCGCUCGUUCAGCGUUAUUGAUCCAAAACGGUGGAGCCAACAGCAAUGUAGGAUGUAUCGACUGAGAGGAUCACUGGGGCCAGGGACGUGUAGUCGAGAGGACGGAGCGCCGACAAAUGGGACGUCUUUUCGGGUCAGCGAUACGAGAGGGCUUGCCCGGCGUGCAAAAUCACGUAUGAACAUUCGUACCACGCCAACCGUGCCAAGGAAAGCACGGACUUCGGACAGAUCACAGCACGGUCCCCAACUGGCUAUCUUCUCGAUGCGGGAGGGGUCAGGGAUGCGCCCUUCGUACGUGCAGACGUGGCCAAGGACGGUGAUCGUUUCGGCGCAUAAAAUGGCCUUGGGCCCAGAAAAGUGCUCCCAGACAAAUCGUCGAAUCCCCGGAUUGUCUGGAAUGACCUCGUACCCGCCGCCGGGGAGCUCGUAACGGGUGGAUGGUCCACGGACUGGGGUGUCGUCGAUGUAGGGAAUUGUGAAGUGAGGGAUUUCGGGCUGAAGGAUGAAGGUAAACUGAGAUCAAGGAUGCCGCCACAUGCGCGGCCCGCAAACUGCUCGGCAACUUGAUCGGUGAGUGGUGGAACACCCGAGUGCUGAAUGGUGACAGCGUUUAGCGGCUCGAGACUGUGCACAAGACGGAGGCUGCUGCCGUCCUUCUUUACCACGCAGAACCAGCGCGACCGGUAUGAUGAAUUUGACGAUGCCUGGUGGAACGGGAAUGUUGCGCUGGACCCAUGGCUUGUGUGGGACCACUGGCAUGAUCACGGGGUGAAAGAAGUCGACACAUGAAAUGGUGCAUUAAUCGUCGUUCCUCGGGCCACAGGAAGUCCCC